AUGGCUGAUUUUACUGAAUCAAUGCCAAAUCGAAUUAACAGUGGGACGAAACAAAUUCAAUAUCAAACAGAAGGUCUGUUUGAAUAUCUUGCUCAUACACGUAGUCAACGUAAUGUACAUGAAGAAUUGUUAUGUGUUGCUGUGACUAUGGCCGAUAUUUAUCCCGAUGAAACAUACAAUUUUGUUUAUGGAAGAGCUCGAGCUGCAGAUAGUUACGGUGUCUAUUCAUUUUCUCGUCUCGAUCCAUUAUUUCCCAUGCCGCCACAUAAAUCUAUGAAUGUGGAAUUAACGAAUGCUAAUCGUACGAUUAUUCUUCGGCGUUGUAUCAAAAUUCUUCUUCAUGAAAUCGGUCAUCUUUUCGGUCUAAAACAUUGCAUCUACUAUCUAUGUCUAAUGAAUGGCGCAAACAAUGAAAUAGAAAUGGACCAACAACCACUUUUUGUGUGUCCAGUGUGUUUACGUAAAUUGCAAUCAUCUCUGAAAUUUAACAUUGAACAAAUGUACAGAAAAUUUGCAGAUUUAUGUGAAAGCCAUGAUCUGGCUUUUGAAAGAGAUUGGUACCGAAAACGACUUGAAUGUAUAUCAAUUCAAUAA
Rotaria sp. Silwood2 is the source of this 594-nucleotide messenger RNA. The record is from the annotation of a GenBank genome assembly. NCBI's taxonomy places the organism in Eukaryota, Metazoa, Rotifera, Eurotatoria, Philodinida, Philodinidae.